UAUUCCUCUUUUCAGGUCUUCUUAUCAGUAGGUUAGGUGAUUUUCAUUGUGUGGAUUCUUGAAAAUAUGGCAGCCCGGAGAAUUACUAAGUCUGCCAUUGACUGGGCUACAUUUGCAGAGCGAGUCCCUCCUGAACAAAAAGUCCAGUUCUUUGCCUUUAAGGGAAAGUCUGAUCUAUACCUUCGGAAGAUGCUGUCCCUGCCUGAGAAGCCACCUACUCUCAACUUUGAAGCAUAUAAGACCCGUGUAGCCAAUGCUGCUGCUGUGGACAAGUUGAAAAAGCAAUAUGAAGCUGUGAAAAUUCCAUAUCCUGAAAAUAAGUAUUCUACCAAGAUUGAUCAACUGGAAAAGGAAGCAGAAAAGGAGACCAUGGAUUUUAUCUCUGCAUCUAAUGCAAGGAUUCAUGAGUAUGAGAAGGAGCUAAGCAAGUGGAACACCAUGAUACCUUUGGAACAGAUGACUCUCCAAGAACUCCAUACUAGUUUUCCACAUCUGGCACAUGAUCCAAACAACCCCACAUACUACCCUCAUGAACCUGAGUACCAGCCUGGCUAUAGGGCUGAUGAGGAGGAAACUACUUCUCAUUAGUUCAUUGAUUGCAUAGAUGAACCCUUGUUUGGGAUUCCCUUGUCAGUUUGCUUAGUUGUAUAUCUAAGAAAGAUUUCCUGAAUAAAGUAAACAGUUCAUAAUCAAA
Darwinula stevensoni is the source of this 694-nucleotide messenger RNA. The record is from the annotation of a GenBank genome assembly. Lineage: Eukaryota; Metazoa; Arthropoda; Ostracoda; Podocopida; Darwinulidae.